AUGCAAAGACAGAUCCCUGGAACGCUCGACGUUCGCUUUGUUGAUUGUAUCAAACAAGAUGUCCUCGAUCAUCGAAACGACCCAGAAUAUGACAUCUUGUACUUGGCCCCAGUACCUAAUUCGAAACACAAUUUCCAUGUGCGUAUCGAGGAUCUCCAGAGUCUCGAUAUCGACAGCUCUGCCCAGUGGUCUCAACGUCUCAUGACUGCCUACGCCCAUAUUGAUCAGCGACACCCUCUAGGAUCUGCAAACCAGGAUGUACUCGGCAUCAUUCAGAAACUUGCCGUCCUCAGUUUCCUCUUAAGCGCCGCCCUGGUGCAAGGAGCAACUAUUUCUGGACGACCGCUUGAUGAGGAGCUUGAAAUGAUUGGAGACGGAAAAUGA
Messenger RNA from Penicillium atrosanguineum, 384 nucleotides. RefSeq lists its product as uncharacterized. Bases 1 to 384 code for a protein of 127 amino acids. The transcript has 2 exons. The record is from RefSeq and is a predicted model, not a curated record. NCBI's taxonomy places the organism in Eukaryota, Fungi, Ascomycota, Eurotiomycetes, Eurotiales, Aspergillaceae.